This is a messenger RNA of Pristis pectinata (smalltooth sawfish), 2204 nucleotides long. It is a transcript of the gene hdac1, whose product is annotated as histone deacetylase 1. NCBI's taxonomy places the organism in Eukaryota, Metazoa, Chordata, Chondrichthyes, Rhinopristiformes, Pristidae. Gene Ontology annotation, molecular function: histone deacetylase activity. The record is from RefSeq and is a predicted model, not a curated record. The transcript is spliced from 14 exons. Bases 73 to 1539 code for a protein of 488 amino acids.
ACGCGGCCGAGCGAGCUUGGUUGCGGGCAGGGGGGGGUCGGCCGCGGAGCAGCGAGGCCGGGCGGCGGCAAGAUGGCGUUCACGCAGGCGGGCGGCAAGAAGAAGGUCUGCUACUACUAUGACGGUGAUGUUGGAAAUUACUACUAUGGACAAGGUCACCCAAUGAAACCACACAGAAUUCGAAUGACUCAUAACCUGCUGCUAAAUUAUGGCUUAUACAGAAAAAUGGAAAUCUAUCGCCCCCACAAAGCUUCAGCUGAAGAAAUGACAAAGUACCACAGUGAUGACUACAUUAAGUUCCUGCGGUCCAUCCGUCCAGACAACAUGUCUGAGUACAGCAAGCAGAUGCAAAGAUUCAACGUGGGUGAGGACUGCCCUGUAUUUGACGGGCUGUUUGAGUUCUGCCAGCUGUCGACUGGAGGUUCAGUCGCUGGAGCUGUUAAGUUGAACAAGCAACAAACUGACAUUGCUGUCAACUGGGCUGGUGGACUUCACCAUGCAAAGAAAUCGGAGGCAUCGGGCUUCUGUUAUGUGAAUGAUAUUGUCCUGGCCAUUCUUGAAUUACUGAAGUAUCAUCAGAGGGUGCUUUACAUCGAUAUUGACAUUCAUCAUGGUGAUGGUGUUGAAGAAGCUUUUUAUACAACAGAUAGAGUGAUGACUGUUUCAUUCCAUAAAUAUGGUGAAUAUUUCCCUGGUACAGGAGAUCUCAGGGAUAUUGGUGCGGGCAAAGGCAAGUACUAUGCUGUAAAUUUCCCGUUGAGAGAUGGAAUUGAUGAUGAAUCCUAUGAAGCCAUAUUCAAACCUAUUAUAUGCAAGGUGAUGGAAAUGUACCAGCCCAGUGCCAUCGCCUUGCAGUGUGGUGCUGAUUCUUUGUCUGGAGACAGGCUGGGUUGCUUUAACCUCACUAUUAAAGGACACGCCAAGUGUGUUGAGUUUGUCAAGACCUUUAAUUUGCCUUUAUUGAUGCUGGGAGGUGGAGGAUAUACAAUUCGCAAUGUAGCUCGAUGCUGGACAUAUGAGACCUCUGUAGCUUUAGAUUCCGAGAUUCCAAACGAACUGCCGUACAAUGAUUAUUUUGAAUACUUUGGACCUGACUUCAAGCUGCACAUCAGUCCUUCCAACAUGACAAAUCAGAACACCAACGAAUAUCUGGAGAAGAUAAAGCAGCGUUUGUUUGAAAACUUGCGUAUGCUGCCCCAUGCACCUGGCGUUCAGAUGCAGUCUAUCCCUGAGGAUGCUGUUCCAGAGGAUAGUGGAGAUGAAGAGGAGGAAGACGCAGACAAACGCAUUUCUAUUCGUGCUUCCGAUAAGAGAAUAGCAUGUGAUGAAGAGUUCUCUGAUUCUGAAGACGAAGGGGAAGGAGGCCGGCGUAACGCUGCAAAUUACAAGAAACUAAAGCGUGCCAAAGUGGAAGAAGAAAAGGAAGGAGAAGAGAAAAAGUCAGAUGGGAAAGAGGAAGAAAAAGCCAAAGAUGGUGUGGCAGAGAAAUUGGAAACUAAAGGAAUUAAGGUGGAAGAGACAAAACCAAGCAAUGCAUAAAUCAAGAUGGAAACGUAUUGGCUUCACUUCCCUUGCAGCAUGGUUACUGUAGCGUAGCAUUAUUAGAUGACCCUAGAAAUGCUUAUUUUUUUACAACGUACAAUGGACCAUGUAAUUUAUUUGUAAACACAGUUUUGACAUUGGAAGUUGUUUAAUCUGUGAUCCAAAAAAAAAGUUAAAUUGUUAAGUGAAGUUGACUAAGGAGUUGUUAAACCUUUCCUGUAUUUUCCAGUGUAAACAAAUGGCAUUUUUUUUGACUCCUUUGCCUGGGCAGAUUUUUGCUAAGCACAUAGCACUCUUAAGUCAACCCUGUAAAGUUGUUGAUGACGACUUGGCUUCCAUUUUUACUACCCAUAAUGUACCAUUUGUAUUUCUGUGAAAAUACUGAGAAUCAUGUAACCCUCCCAUGUUAUAAGUAGUAAUCAGAUGUGUGAGAUGGAUAUUCUAUUAAUUUUUUUUAUAUAUUAUAAACUGGGUAAAAUCAGUUGACUUGUAUACUUAGAUUCCUUAAGGAAAUGUUUUCCAUUUUUAAAAAUCUUUAUAGUAUCUUAUUGCCCGACUGAAACAUGGGUCAGAUGCGUGUUUUUUAUCUUGCUGCUUGUGAAUUAAGUUUAUUUCAUGACCUUUUUUGACCAAAACUUAAUUAAAAUAUUCAGUCAAACUGA